CUUUUAUCACAUUAUCGUUAUUGUAUACUGCGCUUGGUAAAUUAACUGAAAUUAUCGAAGAAGGAAUUGGUGGAAUCUACACUUCUGUUUACGCUAAUUUAGCUACAAAUAUUCCUGAAAUAAUUAUCAGAAUCGUUAGUAUAAAAAAUGGACAUAUCGAAAUCGCAAUAUUAUCUAUGGUUGGAUCUGUAUUAUCUAACUUAUCAUUCGUUUACGGAUUUACUAUCUUGAUAUCUGGUUUUAAAUACAAACAACAACAUUUUAACGCAAAAAAUGCAGAACUCACUACCAUACCCGUUUUAUUCGCUACAUUAUUAUUUGCAUUGUUGAUAUUAUUCAAUCUUCAACAUUACAAUACAAUCAUCGAAGGAGAAAAAAUAUUAUUUUUAUCCAGAUGUUUCGCUAUAAUCUUUAUUAUAUAUUAUGGAUUAUUCACUCUUUAUAUAUUAGUUGAUUUAUUCUCAUUUAUCACACCUUCUCUCGGAGUUAGUUUUACCGGAUUUAUAUUAGUUCCAUGUAUAGGAAAUUUACCUAAACACGCAAUCGCUGUUCUUUUUGGUUAUAAAGACAAAAUGGAUAUCGUUAUUGAUAAUACUGGAGGAUCCGCAAUUCAAAUUAUCUAUUUUGUUUUACCAAUAAUCGUAAUUAGUGGAUGGAUCAUGAAUUUAUCUGUUACUAUGUAUUUCUCACCCUUUAUUACAAUUAGCACAUUCGUUUGUUCAUUCGUAUUUAAAUUGUUUGUCGUGGAUG
This is a messenger RNA of Scutellospora calospora, 750 nucleotides long. The record is from the annotation of a GenBank genome assembly. Lineage: Eukaryota; Fungi; Glomeromycota; Glomeromycetes; Diversisporales; Gigasporaceae.